Limulus polyphemus (Atlantic horseshoe crab) is the source of this 1697-nucleotide messenger RNA. RefSeq names its product leukocyte elastase inhibitor-like. Gene Ontology annotation, molecular function: serine-type endopeptidase inhibitor activity. Lineage: Eukaryota; Metazoa; Arthropoda; Merostomata; Xiphosura; Limulidae. The coding region runs from base 137 to 1405 and encodes 422 amino acids. The record is from RefSeq and is a predicted model, not a curated record. The transcript is spliced from 2 exons.
AAGCCAAUCACAACGCAACUAUUCAGAUUUUUUUACAUCACUUAGCAACAUCCUAUAUAAGCAAUGACUUUUUACGAGCUGAUUUGGUUAUAAGGUUGCAGAAAACCCUCAUUAAGUUUGAAGUUGAGUUCACACUAUGAAUAAGAAGGAAAUGGAGAUUUCAACUUUCAAGAUAUGCUUUGUUUCCGCAUUACAAUUCAUCUUCUUCGCAGAAUGUUGCUUUGGCAAUUCUUUAUUUGAUAAUUAUUUAGAGUCCUCUAUUCAGAACGUUCAACAAGAAAAUGGAGCUUCAAAGAUUGCCAACGCUACCAAUUACUUUGGUUUCGGUCUUUAUAACAAACUUCAAGGAAAUGAUAAUGUUUUGAUCUCUCCUUACACCAUGGCUAGCGUUAUGGCAAUGUUGUACCUUGGGUCACGUGGUAUUACAGAACGUGAAAUGAGCACAGCACUUGGUUACAAUAUGCUUGAACUGAGUCCUGAUGACAUCGUCCUUGGAUUUCAACAACUAAUAAACAUACUCAACACCAAUUCCAAUGACUACACCUUGAAAACGGCAAGUGCCCUUCUGGUUCAAGACUCCUUCCACAUUUUGGACGAAUACAAGCAACAUUUGGAAAGGAAUUUUGGAGUAGAGGCACAAGAAGUGGACUUUGUUAAUAGACCUGAAAAGGUUAAGCAAGCUAUCAAUAAAUGGGUUGCUCAGAAGACCAGAAACAACAUUCCUAUUCUUCUGGACGAUCCUCUGAAACCAAACACACGUCUGUUUUUCCUCAACGCUGUCUAUUUCAAAGGUCUCUGGAAAUCAAAGUUUGAUUCAGAAAAUUCCAACGUAUUACCCUUCUUCAACAACGGAAUAACUCGGACUAAUGUUGUUAUGAUGUAUAUGACAUCGGAAUUUCCGUUUGCCUAUGUGCCCAACUUGAAAUCGUUUGCUUUGGAAAUGCCUUACCAAGGCAAUAAAAUAAAUAUGUUACUGUUGUUACCUAGAAGUCGAACUGGGCUGUCCGAACUGGAAAAUACAUUGUCUUCUUCCUCUCUUAAUUAUAUCGAUUCACUACUGCGUAAGAUGGAGGUCGACGUGCUUAUCCCUAAGUUUACACUAAAGGAAACCUACACUAAUACACUAAAACGUAGCCUAGUUGAUAUGGGAAUAAAUCAUCUUUUUGGUCACGCUAAUUUAACAGGUAUGGUAAGCGAGGGAAAUCUUUAUGUUUCGGAUGUAUUUCACAAAACCUUUAUUCAGGUUGAUGAAGAAGGAACUGCAGCCGCUGCUGUUGGUGGAGCAUCUGUAGUCGGCUAUUCAGCCUCGUCACCAAGGUUUUAUGCAAAUCAUCCGUUUAUAUUCUUCAUCCGCCACGCCGAAACUGGUGUUGUCCUGUUUAUGGGAAAAGUUGCAACCUUGUGAACUCAUAGUGUCAGUUUCUAGUUGUAAGUGAGCUGAUAAUUAUGACGUGGAAAAUAUUUUCCAACAUAACUUUAAAUCCAUGCUUAUAAUAUUACUUUAAAAUAUUAGUUUGUCAUGUUUUAUUUCUCAUAACCUUACCUCAAAGGCUUAUUUACUUAUCAAUAUCUAUAUUUUAUUACAGAAUAAAUAAUUUCAACUUUAAUGAGUGCAGUUCAUUCUUUACAUUUAGUGACCUCUUGAGUUUUGUGUUACUACAUUAUUAACACGAUUUUAGAAUUAUUAAAAUAAUUUA